AUGGCUUCCUAUUAUAAUGUUUAUAGUCCCGUAAAAGAAAUACACUCUGAUACAGUGAUUGAAGACUCUGAACAAUUUAUUCAAGGAUUUAGAAACCACAUUUCUGGAUUUAUAUACUUUCUAUAUUUUAGCCAAUUCUUACAUCAUCAUAUGCCAUUUAUAAGAGAUCAUAUUAAAGCAAUACUUAAAAAUUGGGAUUACUUGUUUGAAAUAUUAGAUUCAAUAAUUAAGAAGAGAAGGAAAGAAAUUGAAGAAAUACCAGUAGGAACUGAAUUAAGGAAUGAUAUGUUGACAUCUUUAAUUGUUACUCAUACAGAAAGAGAUAUAGUUAAAAUUUCUAGAGAUAAUAUCUUUAGACCGAUGAUAGAUGUUGAAAUAAGAGCUAAUUUACUUGAUUCUUUCCAAGGUGGUAUUGAUACUACAGCAAAUACAUUCAGUUUUAUAGUCUACUAUAUCUGUCAAUAUCCUCAAGUUGAACAAAAAAUGAUUGAUGAAAUUAACUCAAUAUUCCCUCCAAAUUCUUUCGAUCUGAAAUAUGAUGAUCUCUUAAAAUUGAAAUAUUCUGGAUGUUGGUUUGAAGUUAAAACAGUGAUCCAUAUAAAUACUAAUGGUAUUCAUACACAUAAAGAUCAUUGGCUCAAUCCUGAAAUUUUUGAUCCAGAUCGAUUUUAUAACAAAAAUAUGAAUAAUAAAGUUAGGAAUAAAUUUUCAUUAUUAACAUUUGGUGGUGGUUUACGUAUCUGCCCUGAAAGAAGAUUAGCAAUGAUCGAAUUACUUUCAUUAAUGGUAAUAUUAUUUGGAAAAUAUGAUAUUGAGUUAGUUGAUACGAACACUUCGUUAAAGGUGAAAAGCACUGCAACAACUACUUGUGGAGAGUUGCCAAUUAAAAUUAAGCCUAAAAAAUAUUGUAGUCUAUUGUAA
Molecule: messenger RNA, 921 nt
Organism: Racocetra persica
Lineage: Eukaryota; Fungi; Glomeromycota; Glomeromycetes; Diversisporales; Gigasporaceae
Source: the annotation of a GenBank genome assembly